Linnemannia hyalina is the source of this 1524-nucleotide messenger RNA. The record is from the annotation of a GenBank genome assembly. NCBI's taxonomy places the organism in Eukaryota, Fungi, Mortierellomycota, Mortierellomycetes, Mortierellales, Mortierellaceae.
AUGGUCAAACUCACGGUCAGUCCCAUCCUUACUCUCGCACUAUCGCUGGCCGCCCUGGGUCCACUAUGGGCUCUGAAUCCAGUCUCAAUCAAAGGAACAAAGUUUUUCGAUUCCGUUACACAGGACCAGUUCUUCAUCAAAGGAGUCGCUUACCAACCCCGGACCCUCGCUGCCGGCUUCUCUGAUCCCCUCUCCAAACCCGCCGACUGCAAGCGCGACUUUCCUCUCAUGAAGGAUCUCGGCCUCAACACCGUUCGCGUUUAUCAGGUCGAUCCCUCGCUAAACCACGACGAGUGUAUGAAGGCUCUCGAGAACGCCGGCAUCUACCUCAUCCUGGACCUCAUGGUCCCAAAACAUUCCAUUGUCCGCAACAACCCCGAAUACGACACCAACAUCUGGAACAACGUCCGCAGCACCAUCGAUGCCUUCGAGGGAUACCCCAACACCCUCGGCUUCUUUGUUGGAAACGAGGUCACAAACGACAACAAGACAACCGUCGCCAGCGGCUAUGUCAAAGCCAUGCUGCGCGACACCAAGAACUACAUCGCCUCGACAUCCACACGCAAGAUCCCAGUCGGUUAUGCCAACAAUGACGACCCAGACAUUCGUCUCCAGAUCCAGUCGUACUUCAACUGUGGCAAGGACGAGGAGCGGAUCGACUUUUUCGGUAUCAACCUCUAUGAGUGGUGUGGAGCCAGCACAACCUACAAGACCUCUGGAUACGCCGAACGCACAAAGGACAUUGCCUCGUACUCUAUUCCUGUCUUCCUGUCCGAAUUUGGCUGCAACUUGGUGACUCCACGAACUUUUCCUGAGGUCAAGUCGAUCUUUGGGCCCGACAUGACAGACAACUGGUCUGGUGGUAUCGUGUACGAAUGGUCGCAGGAGGACAACAACUAUGGCCUCGUCCAGGUCAAGCCCGACAACACCGUCUCGUUAAUGCCCGACUACACCAACCUCAAGACUGUCCUCUCUCCUCUCCGCCCUACCGGUGUCAAGAUGGAUGCCUUCAAGGAGAGUCUCCCCAUCUCAACCUGCCCUGCCAUCACAUCCACAUGGGAGCCCAGUGAGAAAUUGGCCCCUACACCUUCAAGUGCCGCCUGCGAUUGUAUGAUGUCCAGCCUGAGCUGUGUGGCCUCUGACCAGGCUGUUGCGACGACAGAAAGUCUCGGCACCUUGCUCAACACUGUCUGCGGUAUGACCUCCUGUGACGACAUCAGCUCCAACGGCAAGACGGGUGUCUAUGGCAAGUACUCGUUCUGUUCUCCUGCGCAAAAGCUCUCGUACAUGUACAACGCGUACUACACCAACAUUGGCAAGAAAGCAGCAGCGACCUGCAACUUUAACGGCAUGGCCAAGCUCCAGGUCGCGACUAAGUCGUCGGAUCAAGGAUGCUCGAACGUGAAGGACACCCCCAACUCGGAGGCCAAAGCGGGCGGACCUAAUGCAGGAGAUCAGGUCAAGGGCGAUAGUUUUAUGGUCGCCUUGGCAGUUCUUCUGGGCGUGUCUGUGCUGGCUCUUUAA